GUACUUUUCGGUGUGACACCGGAAGUCCCCUGCUUAUCUCUGAGUACACUUCCGGUUGUGAGUCAAUUUCGAUUGAGUUCCUUCACUGGCGGACCGUCCGUUACCAAACCGAAAAGCACCUCGACAAAAUUCAGGUCAAUAUUGUUCUCAGCAUUAGGAUAACAUGAGUUUGGAUCUAAGGUGUUUAACGUUAACGAGUUGAGAACCAGGUGUGUAAGCGGUGCCGGGGAAGGCCAUGGAUGAGCCGUUAGGAGGCAGUUCGUCCGAGCCGGACAGUCCCGGAGGUCUGAACCGAGGCUGCCUCCUCGACCCCAGUGACGUCCUGUACCAGGAUCUCUCAAUUAUCGUCCCAGAAACACCCAGCCCACAACUUGGCAAACGGAGGAGACGCACUCGCUUCACAGAGGAGCAUUUCAGUCCGGUGGCCGCCGGUGGCGGAUCUCCAGGACGACCAGAACUCUCACAUAAAUCCAAACGCAGACGUCUGGCUGCAGCGGUGGGAGAGCAGAGCGUCGGCUUUGUUCCAGCUUCAUCUCUCAGGACUUUCCCUUUAGACAGCUGGCUUGAGGCUCCGCUGUCCACCGCAUCCUGCUCCUCCUCCUCGUCCUCAUCUUCAUCAUCAUCCACGACCUCCUACCUUACACCUGUGUCAGAGGAGGAGGUGGAACAGGUUGGUUUGACUGUGGCGGGCUCCACAGUUGAUUCCUGUCCUGCUCGUCUCAGCUGGAGGACGACACAAAGUCUGACACCAGCAACAGCUUCACCUUCACCAGCAGCAGCAGCAGCAUCCACCUCCGACUCUCUGUCCUUCCUCACCGCAGAGGAGAGGAGAUGGCUGAACAGCGAGCAAGGAAACACCUCAACAGCAUCGGAGGAGAUCGUCAUCAGUGACGACGAGGAGGCCGUGGUUCGCUUGGCUCAGGAGGAGGAAGACGAGGCCUUGGCACGAAGCCUGCAGGCCCAGUUUGACCAAGAGGAGUCUGUCAGCAGGCACCAGCACCACCAUCAUCAGCUUCACCAUCACCAGCUUUACCAUCAUCUUCAUCAGCAGAGCCAGCACAGGUAUUACAUGGAGCACAGCUGGAUGCCUCAUUUACUGGCUGCUGUCUCUCCGCUGGUCGGCUUUGAAGAUGAUUUGAUUGGUCAAACCAGAAGACGUGGGCGGACCAGAAGGAGGAAUGCCCAGCCUGAGCUUUCAGAAGACCUUCAGGGAAACGACUACGAGGCCCUUUUAGCGUUCGAGGAGCGUCAGGGCUCUGUUGUGUCCAAAAAGUUGAGUCGGAGGGAAAUCCAGAGGUUUCCUACCAAAACCUUCCAGUCUGCCAACAGCGCCGGCAACACUCAGUGUCAGAUCUGUUUCUGUGACUACACUGAUGGAGAGAAGCUGAGGAUUCUGCCCUGUUUCCAUGACUACCACGUCCAGUGUAUUGACAGAUGGUUGAAGGACAACAUCACCUGUCCCAUCUGCAGAGCUAACCUGGCUGACGGCAACUCCCUCGCCCCACAGCACCACUGACCUCAGCGCCUCCUCCAGGGCGAGGCGGCGUCUCUACUGUUUUCUACUGUGAGCUGAGGGGUUUGUGC
This is a messenger RNA of Epinephelus fuscoguttatus (brown-marbled grouper), 1584 nucleotides long. RefSeq lists its product as uncharacterized. The transcript is spliced from 11 exons. The record is from RefSeq and is a predicted model, not a curated record. Lineage: Eukaryota; Metazoa; Chordata; Actinopteri; Perciformes; Serranidae. Bases 236 to 1516 code for a protein of 426 amino acids. Gene Ontology annotation, molecular function: zinc ion binding.